AUUACCAGCAGAAAGGAGAGCACAAGAUAAAGUUCAUAGUGUACGGGACGGGCUACCUGCAGUAUGUGGUUCGACUCUUCCUGGAAAGCUUUAACAAACACUACAGAAUGGAAAAGACCAACACUAACGUAGACUGUCUACCAGAACCCCUACCUCUAUCUAUGUUUGAACUCUCCGCCAUUUUCUCGAUCUACUUCGUUAUCUGGGUUCUUCUCUACGUGGAAGCCUACGCUCUACGCAUGCGCAGAAUAAUUAGUGCAUUCUACUACAGACGUCUGGAAAAGAGACGAGUGCUCUACCUAUACAACGAUCUCUUGAAAAAGAGGGUUGGUCUUCUCCGACAUAUGAGGAAGAAAGUCAGAAAACUGGCGAAAGAGAAGAAACUAUCAGAGAAAACCAGCAUCCUGUACUCCCUGAAGAAGGACUAUCCCAGACUGUGCGGAUGUCUUCAGAUCUUCCAGUCCUCCAAAUCUUACUGUCUCAUCUGCAAGACGCCGGAAAUUCCCGGAAACUUCCACAACUGCAUAACGCCCGGGUGUAACUUCGGCUACUGCCGUCAGUGUUGGAAAGACGUCAGGCGGAAGUGCUACGCUUGCCUCGAGUCGUAUAACACGGACAGUGACGUCACAUCGGAGGAAAGCGAUUACACGGAUGAUGACGAACUGUUGGACUGACGUAUCAGGGCGUAACCAGAAUAACGGGUGGCGGGGUCAGGUGUGGGUGGGGUGGUCUAGCUAUAGUCUCUAGUUAUAUAUGUUUGCAAAUUCUUGUAUAUAUGUAUAUUUGUGCAUGUGUAUAGAUAUUUGCAUUUGUAAAAAUACAUGUGUAUAUGUUUAUCUCUCUCUCUCUCUCUCUCUCUCUCUCUCUCUCUCUCUCUCUCUCUCUCUCUCUCUCUCUCUCUCUCUCUGUGUGUGUGUAUUUGUGUGUGUUUAUAUAUUUGUGUGUGUGUGUGUAUAUAUUUUAUACGAUUGCCGAUUUGCUUUAUAAUAUACAAUUUUGAAUAAACGUAACAAUAUACCAAU
Molecule: messenger RNA, 1022 nt
Organism: Gigantopelta aegis
Lineage: Eukaryota; Metazoa; Mollusca; Gastropoda; Neomphalida; Peltospiridae
Product: E3 ubiquitin-protein ligase DCST1-like
Exons: 6
Coding region: 108-674 (188 amino acids)
Cellular component (GO): membrane
Source: RefSeq, a predicted model, not a curated record